CCAAAAAAGCACAAUGGUUCUCGCACGCCCUCAGAUCCUCCGCGCCUCCGCCCGAGCCCUCGGCACCGUGCGACGACAAGUGCCCACCCAGCAAUUCGCCCGUCGAACAUACGCCCAAGCCACCGAAUCAACCAACAAGUCCUCCGACCUCCCCUGGCUCAUCGGCUCCCUCGGCCUCGGCAUCCCCGGCGCCUACUACCUCCUCGCGACGGGCCCCAAAGCCGCGGCCUCGUCGCACGACACGCCCGACACGCACCACCACGGCGAGCCCAAGGGCAAGACCUCGACCUCCGCCCCACUCGAGAAGGAAGAAUCCGCCGCCGCCAAGGACUCCGCCCCGCAGCCGGACCGGGACGCCGAACAGAAGACUGAUUCGGGGGCCGCGACCGCCUCGACGGAUGGGAAGGCGCCGUCGGAGGCUGAUGAGCCCUCAACCCGCAAGGAACCUGGCAAUUCGGCAACCAUCUCCGGCAAGCAGGAGGGUCUUUCCAAUGCCACGACGGAUCAUCCGCAUGUGAACGAGCCUGGGAAGAGUGUCAAGGGGGAGGGCGAGACGGAGACGGCUAAGGUGAAGGGGGCGGUGUCGCCGGAUCGUCCGCAGCAGUAGAUCGGUCGAAAGAUUCUCGUUGCUUCAGGAGGAAGACGGGGGUUUUUCUGUAUGAUGCAAAUGUUCUUUUCAUGUAUAAGAUCAUGAAGUCUUCCUGAAGAGUUGUGCCGUUGUUGAAAUAGCAACGUACUGAUAUAGUUUCGUAUGCUGUCUGAUUCCUGCAUAGCAUAAAACAUUGUGAGCCUAGGUCUGGAAAAGGUUGGGACGUAAACCAGCGAAUGCUACAGCCAAUUGGCAUGUGAUUAUGCACGGGAGUAAUGUCAAGCCUGCAGUGGAGGAAAUCGAAAGUGAAUCGCACC
Aspergillus uvarum CBS 121591 is the source of this 906-nucleotide messenger RNA. RefSeq lists its product as uncharacterized. Bases 14 to 607 code for a protein of 197 amino acids. NCBI's taxonomy places the organism in Eukaryota, Fungi, Ascomycota, Eurotiomycetes, Eurotiales, Aspergillaceae. The transcript has 3 exons. The record is from RefSeq and is a predicted model, not a curated record.